AUGUCGUCCUUCAAAUCAUUUGGCGGAGCGAAAACCGAGACAAUUGAUGCCUUUUCGAAGCCGUGAGUUUCUUAAUUCCUGAAAUAUUCAUUAAAACACAUUUUCAGAAUUGUCCGCCGCCGAUUUCAAGCUACACAAUCGCAACAACCAGUGGAUGAUUUGCCAAAUGUAUCAGACGAUGGAACAAAAUCACCAGAACAAGUAUUUUCUCCGCCUGUCAGUAUACCUUCAAAUGUUUCAAGCUCGGAUAGCAGUGACAAUGAAUCAUCACCAACAAAUCUAUCACAAGGUUCAACCGCUUCUUUGAACAAGAAAAUGGAAGCAUCCAAAAUUGCAACACCACCAAAACAUCUUGCACCAAAAAAACGAAGUAAUUCGGCAUAUGAUUUUGAUGAGGAUGAAGGUGAGGAAACCUUGAAAAAUGAAGUGAACUCGGAACCAAUACAAAAAAAGAUGAAACCACAAGACGAAACAGAAGGCGCAAAGUUUAUACCAAAAAAAGAGAAAAAACUGGUUUAUCAACAUAAAUGGACAAAUGAUUUUGAAGAUGAAGAAGAGGAAGAACCUGAACAACCAAGCAGUUCCAGAAUUCGACAACCAAUUUUGUCAGCUCAACCAAGAAAACCGAUUUAUAGUCGACAACCAUCGACAUCUUCAAAUCCACCACUUCAAAGAGGAAGUUCAGCUCGUGUUAGAAAUGUCAAAGAUUCCAAUGAAAUUCUUGAAUCUGGAGAAUACGAUGAUUUCAAGCAAGACGUUAUCUAUAUUCUAUCCACUUUGAACAACAAAAAUUCAUCGAUAAAUGUCAAAACUCUCAGUACAAUCUCUCUGGCUAAAAAAUGCAUCUUGCCAGAUUUCCGUCAAUUUUUGAAUACCGAACAAAUGGCUCCAAUGCUUUUCAAAUCUUUCGCCGAGGCUCCACAAAAUCCACUUUUUGCUCUCACCGCAUCAAGUGUUAUUUAUUUAUUGUAUCGCGAUUUUAAUUCAAUCAAAUUGGAUUUUUCAACACUCAAAGGUACGCUCAAAUACAAAAAGUUUACCAGCAUCCGAAACUUUUUCUGCUUCAUUUGUACAAUGUUCGAUUUUCCCGAAAGCAUCUCUUUCAAAAUAGUCUUCGAUUGUCAGUGGUAGUUUUUUAGCACAUUCAACUGAAAAUAUUAGACAAACUAAUAAAACUAUAAAUCGCAUGAUUUUCUUCCAACUUUUAUCAUUCGAACGGUCUUUUAUAGUCUUUUUCGAACAGGGUUACACUUCCUGGUGAAGAAAAAACGUUUUUUUUCAGUAAUCGCUCAACUUCUUCGAAUUGAAACACUUGGAGAAAACGAGGAAGAGAGUAAGAAGACUGUGAAUCAAGUAUGGGAGAUUUUCCAAAAUUAUGCGGAAAGACAAGAAUAUCGUGGAAAAAAGAUCACUUUUGAUAUGAAAAAGGAAUAUUUAACAGCUUCGAAUUUGAUUUUGGAAGGAUUGGUUUUUAUCACAGCGAGAUGUGCGAAUGAUGAAAAAUUGAAGACUGAACUUGUUAAUUUGAGCAUCUUACAGGUAAUCUUUUUUGUCCGGGCGGAUUUAAAUAUUAUAUUAAUGAAUAAUUAUAAUAUUCAUGAUUUUGAAAAUUAUAAUUUUUUCUUGAUUUUGUUGCGAAAUAAUCUAUUUGAAUCCUAUUUUUUUCUAAAUUUAAAAUUUUGAGUUCUAACAACGUGUUUGCAAAUCUAUUUUUAUUUUUUCAGUAUUGCGUUGCAAAGGUCGAAAAAAUGGUUGAACAAAUUCGUCAAACUCCUUUCGAAAACGAAGAUGCUCAAAGAUUCCCUCUUCACACACUUGAUAGAUGUUUCCGAAUUCUUGACACGGCGUCUAGUUUUCACAAAAAGAAUCAAGCAUUUUUAGUGUCUCAUCGAUCGAGUACACUUAUCAAUGUUCUUGCAGAGUGAGUUAAUCUAAAUUUAAAUUAAGAAAAACUUUGUUUUAAAUUUUAGAUUCCUGUCAUUGAUCCAUGAAUUUGUGCCAAAAGUUUCGAAAGAAAUGUGUGAAAAAUAUAUGAAUUGUUUGAGUGUUAUGGCUAAUAUUAUGAUCAAUUUGUCGCAUGAAAAUGGUAAGUUUUUAACCUGUAAAAAUCUUGUUGAAAGUCUUAAAAUUUAAAUUUAUUUGCAGAACUGUGCUCUUCAAAAUUUGGACAAAUUCCUGGUUUUAUUGUGAAAAGUCUUGCAUCGAUCACUCACUUGGCGCCAUUAUAUGCGCAAGAUAAACGAUAUGAUAUUUCUGUUUUGGUAAGGAUUUAUGAAUUGAAUUUCAACAAAUAAUGAGAUUUUUUCAGAUGACCUCAUUUGUUGUGAAUUUGGUUGAAAGAUGUAAUACAAAUCGCAAAAAAUUGAUAACUACACCAAUUUUGGUUUGUUCACCGGAUAAAAAAAUUGUCGAAGAGCAAAAUGCGUUGGAGGCGAUUGCGAAGGUUGGUUUUUCUGGGACUAGGUGAUUUAAAAUAAUACUAGGGAAUUUGGCUACUCGAAAAAAUAUGGAACUUUAGCAACACGAAAAACCACAUUAUUUUUCAAAAGAAAUCUUUCAUGGGAUUCAUUAACGAGAAAACAAUAAAUUAUAUCAAUAUUUUGAAACGUAAUUUUUUUGUUAUUUGAAAAAAUAAAAUUUUGAAUCUACAGUUGUCUGAAAAUCGCUGAAAAUGAAAAUUUAAGUAGAAAAACUAGAACAAACUUAUCCACGGCGUGGCAAUUUCAAAAUAGAAGGUUUUUAGUGGCAAAAUCCAUGAAAUGUUGUGCUUUUCCCGUAAAAAAGCUGAAUGUUUCAGAUUUUCUGAACCAAAACCGAAAUUGUUGAGUUUCUCGAUCCAAGAACAUUAAAAAUAUUUGAAACGAGGAUAUGUGUUUUUUUACAAAAAAAAAAAUUCUCAAAAUUCAAGCCAAAGAUUUUUUCAUUCUUCGAAUAUUCUAUGAAUAAAAAAUGGAGUAUUUUGAUUCAUUUGUCUGAAAAUAAAAUCGAAACUUUUCAGCUCUUUGUUCAUCACGAAUCCAAUGCCAGAACAACCGAUGAAGAUCUUGAUAAUGAUUUGGCAUUCGAAGAAAAAGAUUUGGAUGAUGAAGAUGAAAAUGGAGAUGGAGACAGUGAUGAUGAAGGAACAACAAAAGAUGGACGAUUAAAUCGUAAAAAAAUGGAAAAUAUGGAUCAAGCUGAUGUUUUCAAUGUGUUGAGUAAUGUAAUGACAAAAGCAUCAGUUCAUAUGGAAGAUAGUAUUUUGGCAUCACAUUAUGGCCUUCUUAUUGGUUGUUUAUUGAAUCAAAAUGAGGAAUUUGUUGAUGUUGUAAAAGAGGUUAUGCCGGAUAAAAGUUUGAGUUCGAUGGCUGCACAAUUGCAAAGAUUUCAUGAUUUUUUGAAAGUUACAACGGUAAGAUUUCGGGGAAUUUUUGUGUUGUUUUCCAUAUAAAUUUCAAAAGUAUCAUGUUUUGAUCGGAAUUUAAUUCAUGAAUAAUUUCUUGAUGAUAAGGAACCUAAUUCAAUCUUCAUUUUUUGCAGGGUUCAAAACCAGAAUCUGAAGCUACAACUCGCUCAAUUGAAAAAAUAAUCGAUGUUAUUGAAAGACUUGAUUAA
Molecule: messenger RNA, 3594 nt
Organism: Caenorhabditis angaria
Lineage: Eukaryota; Metazoa; Nematoda; Chromadorea; Rhabditida; Rhabditidae
Source: the annotation of a GenBank genome assembly